CCCGCGACCGUGCCCAAGACAGCCGGUCCCGUCGUCGACCGCAGCUUCUUGUCCUACUCCUUCGACGUGGCCACCUUCUACAACAGCUCCUUCGACGCCGCCGGAAAGCCCAACAAGUUCGUCGCCAACCUCAUCCAAGGUAUCGCUGAUCGUACGGGCGGCACGCCCAUCAUCCGCGUCGGUGGGACGGCCGGUGAUCGUGGCAGCUACUCGGCGACUCAGGUCAAGUUGGCGGUCAAUCAAGACGCUUCAAAGCAGGGACCCGCAUUUCAGGCUCCAUUCCUCGUCGUUGGACCGAGAUACUUCGAUGCGUUCAAGAACUUCAAGAACGCCAAGUUCAUCCUCCAGGUACCAUCUGCGAAUGACAACUUGCCGAACGGCAUCGCGUGGGCCCGCAAGGCUUUGACGACCAUUGGAUACAACCGCCUGGAUGCCGUGCAGAUCGGCAACGAUCCGGACUCCUGG
Zymoseptoria tritici IPO323 is the source of this 465-nucleotide messenger RNA. RefSeq lists its product as uncharacterized. NCBI's taxonomy places the organism in Eukaryota, Fungi, Ascomycota, Dothideomycetes, Mycosphaerellales, Mycosphaerellaceae. The transcript has a single exon. The annotation marks the transcript as partial. The record is from RefSeq and is a predicted model, not a curated record.